AUGGACGAAGAAAUAGAUAAGCUUGGAUUGAAAAUACUCGAGGACAUAGUUUCUUUUCAUAAGUCUUAUGUAUUCAAGGUGAAGAAGGACAAUGAAUCAACAGAAGUCAAAAUUCCAAAAGAAAUUCCAAAGUUAACAAAAGGAUCAUUAAAGGAUUAUUUCGAAUGGUUCACGUAUUUUGAAAAGAAAAUAAAAAUGCAAGGGUUCUCUAGGAAAGAGACAUGUAUGAUACUUCAGCCUAUGCUACCAACUGCAUAUGGAGGUGAGAUUGCAGAAAUAGCUACUAACGAGGACAUAACUAACAUAUUGCAGUUACAGAUAAUCUUGGCAAGGUCAUUGUUUGUUGAUAAAGAAGAGAGUUACGAAUUAAUGUUAAAAAUAUUAAGUGAAGGCGAAAAAUCCACAGUAAUAGAGGCUACUGAUUCUUUUAUUAAUGAUUGUAGAAUAUACGCUAAAAGUUGUUUAUGUAUGAAAAAACCCAAUGAUUUAGCUAGUAUAGAUUUGUGGAGAAUACUAAGAAGACGUACUCCAAUAGAUAUUAGGAAUAGAAUGCCAGUAAGUAAACCAGUGAAUGAAACUUUUAGGACAUAUAUGAAAAGUAUGAUAGAAUUGGAAUCAACGAUAAAAAGGAAAGAUAAAUCAAGUAAAGCAGCAAUAUAUAGACUUGAUAAUGAAAAUGAUAAGGAGGGGAAAAUAAAUAAAGCUAAGAUAACAAAUAAAUGUUAUUGUUGUGGAGAAAAGGGUCAUAUUAAGAAGGAUUGUGUAUAUCGUAAGAAAAGAUGUAAUAAUUGUAAUAUGAUAGGACAUUUGGAAUCAGUAUGUAGAAAUAAAGUGAUUAAAGAUAAAGAAGAUGAAAUUAAAGGUAUAAUAACAGAUAAAAGCUAUGAUUUAAAUUUUAAAAUGAUUAAAAAUGAAACUAACCCACAGAAAAUCCGUCAAAUGCAAAAAUACCUUAAUAAACAAUUGGAACACCUGGAAAGACAAAAAGAAAAAGCAAAGGAAAGGUAUAAUGAAAAUAAACCUAAAGGAGGUGACGAAGAGAAGAAUAGAAAGAGUAACAAAAUAAAUAAGAUAUUUAAGGAAAAAGAAAUUGACAUCGAAAAGGAAUCCGCUGAAGGUGUAACAGAUUCAGCAGAAAGGGUAUUCUAUGUUGAUAUCGCAAUAGAAAUUGGAAGAGAAAAAAGACAAUGUAUGAAUGCGGAACAAAUAGUAGAAAUUAACGGACAUAACGUUAAUGUAUUACUAUGUACAGGAGCAGAUAUAUGUACUAUAUCAACGGUUUCAGCUAAAGAACUAGGUAUAGAACCAGAUAUCUCACUACAACCAAUAAGAGUUGUUGGAAUAUAUAAUGAAAUUAUGGCAAUGAAAUCUAAAAAGGUGAAAAUAUUUAUGAAAUUUACCAAUGUAAAGGUAUUAACCAGAUUUGCAAUAAUAAAAUCAAAUAUACCCACAAUAUUAAUUAGCGGUGAAGUGAUGGACGUAUUAGGAUAUUCCAUUACACAAAGAAAAGGUCAACAUAUGCAUAUCAUGGAACUUAAACCCGAAAUAAGGGAGGAUAAAUUAGAGAAUUCGAAUAAAGAAAUUAUUCAGAAAUUUAUUGAAGGAUCUGAUGUAAAAGAUCAGGAAAAUAAAGAAAAAUUGGAAAAAGUAUUAAGAAAUAAUACAAAACUCUGGGAAAAUAAAAUCAUGGAACCCAACAAGAAAUACAAAGUUUCUAUUCAGGUACAAGGGAAACCCCGGCGUUAUAACCCUAGACCAUUGAGUGAAGAAAUGUUAUCAGAAUUACAUCGAAAAAUAGAUGAAAUGAUAAAGUUAAAAGUAAUAAGUAAGGUCAUUAAUGCGGAAUGGACCUCACCAAUAGUAAUGGUUAAGAAGAAAACAGGCCAAUGGAGAGUCACGUUAGAUUAUAGGUAUUUAAAUAAAUUUAUAGUAGAUGAUUUAUAUAUCAUCCCACAUAUGAAGCACAUAUUUCAAACGUUUCAUGGAUCGAAAUGGUUUUCGAAAAUAGAUCUCAAAAAUGGAUUUUGGAAUAUAGCAUUGGAUGAAAGUAGCAAACCAUAUACCGGAUUUAUAGUUCCGAAGAGAGGAACAUUUUUGUUUAAUGUAUUGCCAUUUGGACUAAAAACGAGUCCUACGCAAUUUCAAAGAAUAAUGGAAGAUAUUUUUAUGGAAUUAAUUCAAGAGAAUUAUGUAGUUGUGUACAUUGAUAACAUCAUCAUUUUAACAAAAACACUAUUUGAACAAAUGGAAGUAUUAAAACGAGUAUUUGAAUUACUCCGUAAUAAUAAUUUAGGUAUAAAUAUAGAAAAGUGUGAACUUUUUAAAACAUCUAUAACUUAUCUUGGACAAGAGAUAGACCAAAAUGGUAUAAGACCUUCAGUAGAUAAGGUGAAAACGAUUAUUGAAGCAGAACAACCUAAGUCUAAAAAGCAAUUAAGAUCAUUCUUAGGAGCUGCUAAUUAUUAUAGGAAUUAUAUUAAGAACUUUUCAGAAUGGACUUCUAAACUAGUUCCAUUGAUAACUAAGAAGCAGAAAUUCGAAUGGAAAGAAGAACAUUCAAAGGCUUUUGAACAGAUCAAGAAUAAAAUGACAGAAAUAACUUAUCUAUCAUUUCCAGAAUUAGGAGAACCCUACGCUAUUUAUACUGACGCAUCAGAUUGUGCGAUAGGAGCUGUAUUGACUCAAAUUGAUAAGGAUACAGGUCAAACUAAAUAUAUUCAUUAUACAUCGAAAAAAUUAAAUGAAGUACAACAAAGAUGGAGUACGGUCGAGAAAGAAUUAUUUGCUAUAGUAGUAGCAUGCGAAACAUUCGAUUAUUAUAUUAAAGGAUCUAAAACUUUAAUUAAAACAGAUUGUAAAGGUAUUAUUGGAAUGGAUUCAAUUAAUACUGGAAAACUAUAUCGAUGGAAGUCAAGACUAUCAGAAUUUAACUUAGAAUUUGAACAUAUUGAAGGAGUUCAAAAUAGUUUAGCUGAUUGGAUCACUAGAUCAAUAGAAGAUGAAAUAGAUCUUCCUAAUUACAUGACCUUAUAUUGUAGUAAACCUCAAGAAGUAUAUGAAGAUUUAUAUGUUAUACCUUCUUGCGAGGAAAUAGCAAAUGCAGCAAGAAAAGAUAAAGAUAACAUACCAAGAGGCGUAGUGUGGAAGGAUGAUUUCCCAAUUCACUAUAGAACAGGAAGAUUAUAUAUAUCAGAAAAAUAUAGAAAUCAUUUAAUGUAUUGGUUUCAUAGUAGUAAAUUCGCAGGACAUUGUGGAGUAAAUAAAACACUAAAGAAAAUACAAAAACAUUUUUGGUGGCCCAAUAUUAGUAAAGAUAUUGAAGAAUACGUCACAAAUUGUUUAGUUUGUCAAGUAAUGCGUAAUAGGAAAUUUAAACCUAAUCAUAACCAAGCUUUAUCAAAACCGAAUGUAUUUGAUAUGGUUUCAUUAGAUAUUAUAGGACCUAAAACAUGGAAAGGUACAGAAUACUUUAUACAAGUAGCAAUAGAUCAUCAUUCACGUUUUAUGGUGACGAACAUAACUAAUAAAACACCUAAUGCUAUGGAUGCAAUUAGCAUUAUAAAGAAAACAUGGAUACCCAUAUUUGGAUGCCCUGCAAGCAUCUUAACAGAUCUCGGUUCAAUUUAUACUAGUCUAGAAUUUCUUGACUAUGUUACAAAAGAAAUAAAGGUUAAAUUAUAUCAUACUAGUGCAUAUUAUCCACAUGGAAACGGUAUAAAUAAAAGCUCUCAUAAAAGCUUAGAUUAUAUCAUGAAGACUUUAUAUGAAGAAAAAGAUAUACCUUUUGAUGAAAUAGUACAAAAUGCAACACUAAUAUAUAAUAAUACACCUCAUGGAGCUCUAGGAGAAAUACCUUAUUUUGCUAUGUUUGGAAUGUAUUGUAUCUGUCCAGGAUUUGCAGAAUUAGUACCGAUAACAACUUCUGAAAUGAGAAUUAUAUACUUAAACGAUCGAUGGAAGAACAUAAGUGAAGAUGUUAAUGAAAUCAAAAGAAAACCUAUAAUUGAGAAUAAAAAUAUUAAGGUUGGAGAUAUUAUCUCAUACGAAUUAUCAGAAUACGAAAGGAAGCAAAUGAAACAUUAUAGUGGAAAUAUACAAUAUAAACCGUAUUGGUCAUUUCCCCAUAGAGUAACUAAAGUUGAAAACGGAAUUUUGAAAGCAUUACCUAUAUAUUAUAGAGGUAAAGAAGUACAAAUUCCAAUGUCAAAAAUAAAAUUGUUGAGAAACAAAACCAGGGAAAUAUAUGAAAAGCAACUUCAGAAUUUAAUACAAGUUACGAAUAAAAAUAAAUGGAAAUUAAAUCUAACACAUGAUUUAAAGUAUAAAGAUUACCUAGAUAUUCAUAAACGGAGUAGUAUCAUAACGUAUGAUAUCAACGAAUAUCAGGAAAAGCAAAUUGAAAAAGGAGUACAAAAAGGACUUGAUGUAAUAAAACAAGCCAAAAGUAACAAACUUUAA
Molecule: messenger RNA, 4458 nt
Organism: Plasmodium gallinaceum
Lineage: Eukaryota; Apicomplexa; Aconoidasida; Haemosporida; Plasmodiidae
Product: retrotransposon
Exons: 1
Coding region: 1-4458 (1485 amino acids)
Biological process (GO): DNA integration
Molecular function (GO): zinc ion binding; nucleic acid binding
Source: RefSeq, a predicted model, not a curated record